This is a messenger RNA of Paramecium sonneborni, 525 nucleotides long. NCBI's taxonomy places the organism in Eukaryota, Ciliophora, Oligohymenophorea, Peniculida, Parameciidae. The record is from the annotation of a GenBank genome assembly.
AUUUAUCUUUUUUUCCAUUCAUUAAUGGGUGUGUGUACUUCAUAAAAAGCAAAGCCUAAUAAUAAUGAUAUAUCUAUCAAUUAAAAAAAGAAAUCAGAAGAACCAAACUCAAAUACUAAGCUCUUACUUUAACAAUACCAUAAUCUAAAUAAACUAUUAGAUCUUCUUGGCAAUCUAGAUCUAUUAGAUAAAAAAACUUAAGAUCAUAUUAAUCUAUUAUUUAGGAUUCGCAACAAUAUUAAAAUACUUAUCAUCCAUGACUUAAAGAAAAUCAUGAAAGAAUAAAACAUCUCGAAAAUAUCCACUUUUGAGGAUGAAGAAUUAUUAUACACAGAUUAAUAAUUCCUAAAAAGAAUCGUACCUUAAUUCUAAUAACUGAUUUCUGUACUUGACACUUUGCUUCAUAAUGACGAUUUCGAAAACGCUUUUCCUAUACUUAUUCAUGGUUUCCAAUAAAUAAAUGAAUCCAUUAAGAAAAUUCCAAUCUAAUAUACCCUUACUUAAACUAGAAAUUCAACCCUUUGA